AUGUCAAAUUCGGGAACUUUCUCCUACGCGCAAGCCGCGAGAGGGAAGCCUGCCACGGCCCAGGCCACUCCUCCCCAGGUGUCCAGUCCCGCUCCGCCGUCGACGAGCUCUCUGGGUAAGGAUGAUGCGGUCUCCACGACCACUACUGCCACAGCGCUCUCCUCGCAGCCAGCUUCGGAGAUCAUCGAGGACAAGCCCGCCAGCACAGAGUCGGACGCUGCCCCACAGAAGCAGGAUGCCGAGGUAGCAUCUGUUGGCGAGGCUGCCUCGUCGGCCGCCCCCGCAGCCGACCAGCCCUCGGCCACGGUCUCGCGAGACGACGCCACUUCUACGACCGGCUCUGUGCCUACGAGCAGCGAAAAGCCUGCCAAGACUGCGAGCGCCAACUCGCGUCAGGAUUCCAAUGACUCAAGGAAGGGUAAAAAGGGCAAGAAGGGCAAGCAGGCGGACAAGGACUCUGAGCAGGACCAGGCUCAACAGAAGGAGGCCGAGAAAGAAGCCGUCAAGAUCGCGCUGAAGGAGGCACCAGCACCCACCGUCAAUCCCUGGCACAAGCGCAUAGAGGCGCAAUCUGCACAGGCGAAGUCGGUUGCAGGCCAGGCGCCCAAGGUCGCGGCCGCGGUUACCGAAGGCGCUGCCGCCACCGCUCAGGAAGGCAGCAAGAAGCAAGGCACCGAGUCUGCCGAUGCCUCGGCAGCUGUGAAGACCCAGAAACGGGCUGGAGAUGCCCCUCGUCCCGGAGAGCAACGGAGAAGCGGUCCUAGAGGGAGCAGAUCCGACAAGGACGACAGGACAUCUGCCGCACUCCCAUCCGUGGAGGACGCCGCUGCCUGGCCGACCCCCGAGACCGCGGCUACCGCCGACGAAGGCAAGCCGAAAGCGACGGUCCAGGAGACCGAGCGUACCGAAAAGGAGAGCCAGGACGACAACGGUCUGGCCAAAUCAAAACAGAAGUGGGUCCCCGUACCAUUCGUACCAACUGUCGCCUUCCAGACGCCGCUCCCGCAGCGCACAACGAAGCCUCGUGGCGGUGGCCGAGGCGGUCGGGAGGUCAGCUCCAGAGGGGCACAAGGCAGUCCCACCGCCGCUACCGGUGAGAAAGUGAACGCCGCUUCCCCUACGACGACUGCUCCCGCGAAGGCAUCUGAAGGCCGGGAGACACAGCGUGAGAGUGCCAGCACUGGUCGAGCUUCAUCGCAGGGAGCACCCGCGCCCUCUAAGAGAGCAUCUAUCGAUGGAUCGUUCGCUCGGGAGCAGCGAAAGCCUUCAGCAACGACCUCGACGGAGCGGGCUAAGGACCCUGCUACUACAGAAGGAUCAGCAGUCGCCGGCAAGGCCGAGUCAAGCACGAGAGAUGCAGGUUUCCAAUCUUUCAAGGAACAGGGCCACAGCGGCCGUGAGAGGUCGGAUGCCCGCCAUGAGCGCGGCGGCCGGGGCGGUUACCGGGGUGGUCGCGGUGGCCACAAUGGCCACGCUGCGGCAAGUCACAUCAACCAAGCAGGUUUCCCACCUAACGGCCAGCGAUAUUCGUCCCACGGCGUGUAUUCGCCCCAGCAACAGAACCCCUACAGCCCACCGCCAGGCCAGUAUGCCUUUAGCGGUCACGGUUCGAGAAACGGCCGCGGCAAUGCUAGGUCGCAAUCGCUCACAAACGGUCCUUCGUACAGUGGCCGCGCUGCUAACGGCGGCAACAACGCCCAGCGGACUCACUCUCUCCAGACGAGCGAGUUGCCCCAGGAGUACCAGAUGCAUGGCUACAAUGGCUUCUCGCAAUUUCCCUCGCCCUUCCAGGAUCCUGAUCUGAUCCACGGCUUGAAGCUGCAGGUCGAGUACUACUUCUCUCUCGACAACCUGUGCAAGGAUACCUUCCUUCGCAAGAACAUGGACUCGCAAGGCUUUGUGCUGCUGUCCACCGUGGCCAGUUUCCAGCGCAUGGCUGCCCUGGCGCCGUCGUUAGACUUUGUGCGCCUGGCUUGUGCUCAGUCCGAAAAGAUUGAUUACGUUGUGGGUGACGAUAAUGUCGAGAGGCUUCGAUCCCGUGAGAAGUGGGAGAUGUUCCUCAUGCCCAUGGACGAGCGUGAUCAAGGAGCUCGAACUGCCGGUCCUGCCCACUUCCAGUGGCGAUCUCACGACAGGAUACCGCAGGCCCCAUAUCCCGGCCAGAUGAUCCCAUCUGCCUACCCAGCAGUGUCACCGACCGGAUAUGGUCAGCACUAUGGCCAGAACGGCACCGAUCAGAUGUACUCAUUCUAUCCCAAUGGCAUGCACGCUGAACCUAACGUGAACGGCGGUGCCGUGAAUGGCUUCCACUACCCUGGCGAAUCGCAGCUGUCCGCCACUGUGGCCGACUUUGCACCCUCCGGCUUUGCCGGCCCGGCGGUCACGCUCGACGACUUUCAGAACUGGCCUGAUGAGCAGGUGGACAGCUUCAUGGUCAACUUGAGUGACGAGCGGGCCCAGUCAGCUGGCGAAGAGAAGAGCAACCCGGCGGUCGUGAAUGGAUCCAAGGAGUCCUCCAGCAAUGCCUCGAACGUAGAACAGUCCAAGGAGGCACCUCGGACGAAUAGCGUCUCCUACACCAAGCUCCGCUCGAGGGCGCUUGAGCAACGCAAGGCCGCGGCUCCCGGUGAGACCCCGCCUGAGAUGAGGGAUCUCUAUGCUUUCUGGUCGCAUGCCUUGACUGAGCACUUCAAUGCUCGCAUGUACCAGGAGUUCAAGGAUUUCGCUCUCGAAGAUGGCCGCAAGGAGACGCCCAGCAAGACGGGUCUGAACCGCCUGAUGAGCUAUUACCACAAGAUCCUGAGCCAGGAGCGAAGCUGGGCUGCUGGCAAACCAUUCCACGAGUUCUUCACUCCUCAUUACGAGGAGGCGAAGCAGGUUGCCCAGUCGAUGGGUCUCGUUAACGGCGAGGGACGGAAUUAA
Molecule: messenger RNA, 2922 nt
Organism: Thyridium curvatum
Lineage: Eukaryota; Fungi; Ascomycota; Sordariomycetes; Thyridiales; Thyridiaceae
Exons: 4
Coding region: 1-2922 (973 amino acids)
Biological process (GO): mRNA stabilization
Molecular function (GO): RNA cap binding
Source: RefSeq, a predicted model, not a curated record